AUGACCUUCACCGACUGGUGGUUCCGCUCCACAAUCGAGUUCCCAGAUGAGCCCCAGUUCAUCACUCCCCCGGCAAUUUUAGUAUCGGGAGGGCGGAGCCGCGUGCACGCUGUCAGGGUGGAGCCCGCGCCAUCCCCUGAGAGGCAGAGCAGAGGGGCCGUGCUGGCGGCGCGAGCGCUGCCCAGCGGUCAACUGCCGGCUGAUGAGGCCGUGCGACCCUAUCUGGGGCUGCGCAGCACGUGGCAGAACGUUACAUACUCGGUGGGAAAGUUUUUCAUAUUCUCCGCCUACUUCGAUAGGAGGCUGGAUAAGAAGUUCGUACGUAUUAUCGCCACGGGUCGGCUACGUCUUCCCCGUACAAUCCGCGCGCUGCAGUGCGUCCUGCACUACAGCGACGGCUCGAAGGAGACGGUAACCGCCGAACACAAGGUGAUCCGGGAGAACUGGGGCCUGGCCUACACGGCCCGGUUCGUGCUCUGUAACACCGACCGACUCCCGCUCAGGGUGUCACUGGUGGAGAAACUGGACGAUCCCAACCCGGCCACGGUGGCAGUGUCCGACCUGGACCCGUCUGUGGAGCGGCUGGGCAAUUUCGCCGUGUGCGUCAAGCCGUUCCACUACCAGUUCAACCGUGCCGUGUGGCUGGUGGAGUUUAUCGAGUUCCACCGGCUGCUGGGCGUCAACCACUUUGUGUUCUACAACCACACGGUUGGCACUGAUGUGGAGAGGGUGCUGCGCUUCUACGAGAGCCGCGGCGUGGCCACCGUGAUUCAGUGGGAGAUGCAGCUCAGGUCACAGAAGGAGAUUCGGACCGAGAACAUGUUCGCAGCGCUCAACGACUGCGUGUACCGCUCCAUGUACCGGUACCGGUACGCGCUGCUCGUGGACGUAGACGAGUACAUUGUACCGCGACAGCACCUCGGCUAUGGGGAUAUGUUUGAGCUGCUGGAUAGCCGGCGGCGAGCUAACUACGGCUCUUUUGUGUUCAAGAACUGUUUCUUCUACCUAUACUGGGAGAACGACACCGCAGUGGCGGAGCAGCUGCAGCUCUCUCAAGCCGGCGAGCGCCGCUUCCCCUACCUUAUCACCCUGUUCAAGACGCGCCGCAUGCGCGACCCGUUCCGCUUCUUCUCGCGCUCCAAGUACUUUGUGGCGCCCGAGCGGGCCGUGGAGGUGGGCAACCACCAGGUCUGGCAGCACGUGCCAGGUUUCAAAGCCAUGUCCGUGGGAGAACACUAUGGCUUAGUUCAUCACUACCGAAUAUGUGAAAUGGGAGGCUUCGAGUGCAAAAAGAAGCCGUCAGUGAUUGACAGAACAACGCACAAAUAUCUUCGACAGCUAACUGGCCAAGUGCUCACGUUGUGCGCAGCCAUCUUUGGCGAUAGCUGUCCAGAGGCGCCGCCACUUGGGUCGCCAUGGUAACGAGAAACAAUGCAGCUUGGGUCUCCAUGGCAACGCGACGCGCCACUCAGUGCAAUGCAGUGCAGUGCCUGCAGUGCAGUGAUCACUGGUCAUCGAACAUCGUGUGCUUUCUUGUGCCGUGGUGGUUGUGAGGCAGUGAAGAACGCCUUCUGUGUCACUGAGUGCGAUCAAGCAAUGACAGAUAGGUAUAUGUAAGACCGAUCCCAUUUAGAUAAAACGAUAUGCCUAGUUAGGUAUAGUUGACUACAGAAUGAUGUUCCACUCCUCAGAAGCUAUCAGUUGACCGGAGCGCUAAGUUGUGCCGUUUAUCACGCAAUUAAAAGCGUGUCAAUUGUGAGCAUUUACAAAGCUAUAAUUUGUGAACUCAGCCCGUGUGAUGCGGCACAGCCUACCACUCCAGGCAAAUAAUUGCCUGUGAAAAGUGGAGCAUCAUUCUGUAGUCGACUAUACAUGCCAGAGAGAAAGGCAGACUGAGUUGUGCCAUAUCCAUUGUCAGUUGAUGACGACGCUCAAAUUUGUUAAAUUGUGUGGCUGCAGUUGUAGGACUCUUGCAGUGCAUCGUACCAUAAAGUUUGCCCUCGCUCGCCGAGAACCCAUAUAACUCCGCCAGGCGAGUAGGUAGGUAAGCAACUCUAAAUGCGGGUAUGCAGCAGUUCCCUCACCAUUUAUUCUUGUUUUUACUUAGCAUUCAGAUCAGCCGCACCAGUGCGGCCCUGCACAUGUUUUUGGUGCACGUGUGAAAAACCCGAUAACAUUUAUUGUGUGUUCACCGUUUAGUGUUCAAUGCCUCACGCGAAGUGACCAUGUACGACUGCCUUAGCGUCAACACUAAUCUCGCUGUGAUCUAUUGUGCCUGUUUUCAAAAAGUGUUUGCGUGCAGGUCUGCGUGUAUUGCCUUUCGUGCGAACAUCUGACCUGCUACGACAUGCCUGUUUCUGACUAUACCGAGGACAAAAAUAAACCAGUAGCAGUCA
Molecule: messenger RNA, 2396 nt
Organism: Amphibalanus amphitrite
Lineage: Eukaryota; Metazoa; Arthropoda; Thecostraca; Balanomorpha; Balanidae
Exons: 8
Coding region: 1-1422 (473 amino acids)
Source: RefSeq, a predicted model, not a curated record